AUGUGGCCUCCGACGUCGAAUUCUGCAGAUAAGAUGGCUCCGGUGUCGACGCGGCUCGUUGCUGUGGCCAUCGACAAGGACAGAGGCAGCCAAAUCGCCCUCAAAUGGGCAACCGACAAUAUCCUUGUCAAAGGCCAGACCGUUAUUUUGGUCCACGUCCGAUUCAAACAAUCCGGAUCCCCUUUGUCCUCCCCAUGGCCUAACCAAGCCUCUGAUGGCGGCGACGAAAUCGACGACGAUCCACACUUGAAGGAGCUCUUCCUUCCUCUCCGCGUCCUCUGCACGCGAAAAGAUAUACAGCGCCACGAGGUUGUGUUGGACGAAGCAGACGUCUCGAAAGCUCUCAUCGAAUUCACGAGGCAGAACGCAAUCGACAUGCUUGUUCUUGGCGCCACAAAUAAAGGAAACAUCUUCAGAUUUAAGGCCAAAGAUGUCCCUGGAACUGUACUAAAAAAUGCACCGGAUUUCUGCACGAUUUACGUGAUCCACAAGGGGAAGAUCUCGUCCACGAGAGCCUCCACUCGUCCGCCUCCUUCCAGCCAACUCCGGAACCAGAUAUUGCUUCAAGCCAGCAUCAAACACAACAACGCGGCCGAGCAGAACUCUUUGCAUUCAAACACCACUUCUAGAAGUUCCUUUUCAGCAAACUCACGCUACGGAUCUGAGCAAUCUCCGCGCUCAAGCAGGCUAAGCGACGCCACUUUCAAGUCUCCAUUCGCUUCGCGUAGAGGCCCGAACGGGAGGGCUUAUGACAUCUCUCCACCGGAUACUGAUAUUUCGUUUGUCAGCUCAAGGAGAAGUGUGGAUGUGUUCCCUACUUCCAUGGACUUUCUUGAUGGCCCAACGCCUCCGCGCCUCUCAGGAUUCUCCGAUGUGGAUUAUCAAGGCUUUGACUCUUGGAACCUCGGACGCAAAUCAGUAGACGUUUUGUCUCCAAUAGACUUCUCCUCUGCUUCACCUGAACACGACAAAGGCUUCGCUCCACAAAAUAUGGAUGAUGUUGAAGCGGAAAUGAGACGGUUAAAGCAGGAGCUGAAGCAAACAAUGGAUAUGUAUAGCAGUGCAUGCAAAGAGGCUCUCACAGCAAGAGAGAAGGCGAAAGAGCUGCAGCGCUGGAAAAUGGACGAACAGAGGAGGUUAGAAGAGGCGCGGAUUGCUGAAGAAACAGCAUUGGCUCUUGCGGAAAAAGAGAAGGCUAAGUCUAAGGCAGCACUCGAGCAUGCUGAAGCCGCUCAAAGGAUAGCGGAGUUAGAAGCUCAAAAGAGAAUCACCGCGGAAAUGAGGGCCUUGAAAGAGGCCGAAGAAAAGGGUAGGUCUAUUCAGACAGACUGCAGGUACAGGAGGUACACGAUCGAGGAGAUUGAGGCUGCUACUGAGUUUUUUGCACAGUCGAGAAAGAUUGGAGAAGGAGGGUACGGCCCGGUUUACAAGUGUUAUUUGGACCAUACUCCGUGUGCAGUAAAAGUCCUUCGCCCCGAUGCAACUCAUGGAAGAUCACAGUUUAACCAAGAGGUUGAGAUUCUGAGCUGCAUACGACACCCGAACAUGGUCCUGCUUCUAGGCGCCUGUCCGGAGUAUGGUUGCCUAGUGUAUGAGCAUAUGUCGAACGGAAGCUUAGAAGACCGUCUAUUUCAGCGUGGCAAGACUCCACCGAUAUCUUGGCAGCAUAGGUUCCGGAUCGCUGCUGAGAUCGGGACUGGCUUGCUUUUCCUCCACCAAACCAAACCCGAGCCCCUGGUGCACCGUGACCUGAAGCCUGCCAACAUCCUACUUGACCGCAACUACGUCAGCAAGAUCAGUGAUGUCGGCCUGGCCAGGCUCGUCCCUCCAUCCGUGGCUGACAAUGUCACUCAAUAUCGAAUGACAUCCACAGCCGGGACCUUCUGCUACAUUGAUCCCGAGUAUCAGCAAACGGGUAUGCUUGGUGUGAAAUCUGAUAUAUACUCGCUAGGAAUCAUUUUUCUACAGAUCCUCACGUCGAAGCCCCCCAUGGGGUUGAGCCACCACGUUGGAAGAGCUGUCGACCAAGGGACCUUUGCUGAGAUGCUCGACCCAUCAGUACCCGAUUGGCCUUAUGAAGAGGCCUUGUCCCUUGCCAAGAUAUCACUCAGGUGUGCUGAACUUAGGCGGAAAGACCGCCCGGAUCUUGGGAAAGAAGUGCUCCCCGAACUCAACAAACUUAGAGAUCUUGCAGAAGAUUGUUAUCCUAUGCCAUACAGCAUGCACUCUCCCUGCCAUAGUCAAGUUUCCAUUUCCAAAGAGGAUUUGAGUUACCAAGAGUCAAGCAUGGAGAUUUGAAACGACGGUAUAAAGAUAAUGUUUAACUGUAAUUAGAAGUUCAGCACUGCUCUUUUUUUCCUUCAGUGAAUAUAGUUUUGAUAUUAUGUAAAGAUUUUAGGUUUCACGAGGAAUGCGCGACAUGCCUCGUGAGGUUCUUGUUUCGUACGAACAGGGCCGAACUUUUUUUCGACAUUUCCUUUUU
Molecule: messenger RNA, 2482 nt
Organism: Salvia hispanica
Lineage: Eukaryota; Viridiplantae; Streptophyta; Magnoliopsida; Lamiales; Lamiaceae
Product: U-box domain-containing protein 35-like
Biological process (GO): protein phosphorylation
Molecular function (GO): protein kinase activity; ATP binding
Source: RefSeq, a predicted model, not a curated record